GCCAUUUGUAUUGACAUCAGUCAGCUGCUUCAAUCACUGGCACCAUGAGAGCUUUACUAAUAUGCUGUGUCGCCUUUGCGGCGCUGGCAGUUGCUAGUUGUAGGACGGCUCGCGAAAGACGCGAUGCCGACCUUCAAGAAGCGGCUAGCCAUCAUGGUGGCAAGUGGGACAAAGGGGGUGGCCACGAACAUCACGCUGAUCAUCACCAUGAUCAUGGCGAAAAGGGUCACAAAGGAUACAAGGGACAUCACCAUCACGAGCAUGGCAAAAAGGGCCACCAUCACCAUGAGGGUCACAAAGGUCAUCACGACGAGCAUGGUGGCCAUAAGAAACAUCACCACCACGAUGAUGGCUACCAUCAUGAGCACCACCAUGGAGACAAAGGUCACAAAGGUCAUGGACAUCACGAGGAGGGGCAUUACCACAAGGGACAUUCCACUAAGGGUCAUCACGGUGUUCAUAAACAUGACGAGUUCAAGAAAGAAAAACACUUCCACGAUAAACACCAUGAAGGCGGUCACCACGAGCACCACGGUGGACACCACGAGGAGCAUGGACAUAAGAAGGGCGGCGGCUUUCAUAAGGGUCAUAAGGAUGGUGGUCAUCAUCAUCAUGAGCAUGGCAAGAAGGGCCAUCAUGAGAAGGGAGGACACCACCACGAUCAUAAGGGUCACCAUGAAGAAGGUGGACAUCACGAGCAUCACCACCACCACCAUGACCACGGAGACAAGGGAGGUCAUGAACACCACAAGCACUGGGGCCACAAGAAGGGUCAUUGAAGAUGUCAGUACCUGUUUAAAUACAUGCGCACUGAUGGAACCAAGUUUAAGUUCCUAUAGUUAAAGUUAUGUUAAGUUUUGUUAACUGUGAUGAAUUGUUUUAUUAAAUAUUUCGUUAAUAAUAUUACAGCGUUUUCAUGUCAGACGUGCGGCCCAGCUCAAAAUCUGUAAUAUAAUAUUAUCUGUAAUCUUUGUUAGUAGAAAAACGAACUUAUCAAUUUCACAGCACGUUUCGACAACAAAGUUACAUAAAAUUGUUGGCGGUGGACCGUUGGCAACGGCUCCCGGCAAGAUAAGUAACUCAGCGUUGAGAAACUAGGGCGGUGCCCGAGAUUGGCCUACAUAUUGGUGAGUAAAGAAUUAGUUGUGGUUGCAAUCAAGCGUUUCCUAUAGAAAACAUUGCAGCCGCUGAAAUUGAUAAGGUUUCUUAAUAAAAUGUUUGGUAACCGUGUUGUAGAAAAGUCUAGAAAAUCUUAAUGAAACAGUAUUACAUGAUUCUUUUGUAAUAUUUGAAUAAAAUAAUUUCAAAGUA
Manduca sexta (tobacco hornworm) is the source of this 1311-nucleotide messenger RNA. Its product is annotated as histidine-rich glycoprotein-like. The transcript has a single exon. The record is from RefSeq and is a predicted model, not a curated record. NCBI's taxonomy places the organism in Eukaryota, Metazoa, Arthropoda, Insecta, Lepidoptera, Sphingidae. The coding region runs from base 45 to 779 and encodes 244 amino acids.